Messenger RNA from Toxotes jaculatrix (banded archerfish), 700 nucleotides. It is a transcript of the gene dad1, whose product is annotated as defender against cell death 1. Lineage: Eukaryota; Metazoa; Chordata; Actinopteri; Toxotidae. The coding region runs from base 97 to 438 and encodes 113 amino acids. Gene Ontology annotation, cellular component: membrane; oligosaccharyltransferase complex. The record is from RefSeq and is a predicted model, not a curated record. The transcript is spliced from 3 exons. Gene Ontology annotation, biological process: protein N-linked glycosylation.
UCCGGUUGAUGGGACACGUCACUCAUUGGAUUGAGGAAGAGGGCCUGUGCAAACCUCGCUUAUCGGCAACUUCUGUAUAAAUUAGACGCCAAAACCAUGUCGAAUUCAGUCAUAUCGGUUAUCUCUCGGUUUCUGGAGGAGUACACGUCCACGACGCCCAACAAGCUGAAAGUGGUGGACGCGUAUUUGCUGUACAUCUUGUUGACGGGAGCGCUGCAGUUCCUCUACUGUCUGCUCGUCGGCACCUUCCCCUUUAACAGCUUUUUGUCGGGCUUCAUCUCAUGUGUGGGCUCUUUCAUUCUCGCAGUGUGUCUUCGUAUCCAGAUCAACCCUCAGAACAAAGGAGAGUUCCUGUCUAUCUCUCCAGAGAGAGCCUUCGCUGACUUCCUAUUCGCUCACACUGUCCUCCAUCUGGUUGUGAUGAACUUCAUUGGUUAAAACAGGCGUGGAUCCAAACGACAGUGCCCCCCUCUCUCAGAAGAUCAUGACAAGAGAAGUUAAGUGACCGCCCUUCAAGAUAGGAUUCUGCGUCCGCUUUUGUGCCACCCCACCUUCAGCACUGAGUUACAUCUUAUCACGUGAUGCAGUACAAUUUUCUUACUGAUAAAAUGGUUAAUUUCUGACAUUUUUUUAAAUGUAUAAAUUUGUUAAGCAUUCCCUUUUUGCACUGAGGCAAAGAAAUAAAAACAACUGAAAUGGU